This is a messenger RNA of Aegilops tauschii subsp. strangulata, 1640 nucleotides long. Its product is annotated as serine/threonine-protein kinase STY8-like. Gene Ontology annotation, biological process: protein phosphorylation. The record is from RefSeq and is a predicted model, not a curated record. Lineage: Eukaryota; Viridiplantae; Streptophyta; Magnoliopsida; Poales; Poaceae. Gene Ontology annotation, molecular function: protein serine/threonine kinase activity; ATP binding.
CCGCCGUACGUCGCCGUCACCGUCCCUCGCUCUCCCCACUCCCACUCCCAUAAAGGCCGCCGCGAUGGCCGCAACGUUGGCCCACGCACACGCGCGGGCGGAUGGCCGACACCGACGGUGAGGAGAGCUGCUGGACGCCCGCGGCCGCCGCCACCUCCAGCCACGGCGGCGACGGGGCGCAGCUGUCCGGCGUGAGGAGGGAGAUCUACGACCGCCUGCGGGCCGCCGGCAACCAGGAGGCGCUCUCCGACCCCUUCUUCGACCGCUUGCUCGAGGACCACUUCGAGCGCCUCCCGUCCAGCUACUACGUCGACCUGGACGUGAACAAGGCGGAGGACGUGCUGCUGCACCGCCGGAUCCUCGCCGAGUGCGCCGACCCCGACAACCGCCCCGUCUUCCACGCACGCUUCCUACGGUACCUUCAAGAGGACAAACCACCAGAGGUUGAGUAUGACACAUGCGAGCGGAUGAUGGAAGGCCUCAGUUUGGGGCCAAGAAAAGCCGUGGACGAGGCCAUUUCUGCAAGGAGGGAUACACAAAUUCACCUUCAUGAAAUUAUUUUUUGUUCCAAUGACAAGCGAACGCUCCUUAGUCAGCUAUGUUGGCUGUUGUCCGAUCUUGGAUUGAACAUUCGUGAAGCUCGUGUGUUCUUCACAACAGAUGGAUUGUGUUUGGCCAUAUUUGUUGUUGAUGGCUGGGAAACAGCGGAGACAGAUGGUUUGCUGCAGCAGCUGAAGGACACAGCGAAACGUAAUCCCUUAUUAUGUAAUCUAACAAGUUCAGCCUCGGAGAGAAUAUUAGAGCUGCAAGAAAAGAUUGGAGAUUCUGAAUUCGACAGGGAUCUGUUGCAGAUUAAAGAAAAGAUUGCUUCUGGAUCUUUUGGAGACUUAUAUCGAGGAACUUACCUUGAUGUGGAUGUUGCAAUAAAGCUCCUCAAAACUGGACAUGCUAGCAAUGAUUCAAAAGUGCAGUUUUUGCAAGAAAUAAUGAUUUUAAGGAGUGUUAAUCAUGAAAACGUCAUUCGCUUUUACGGGGCAUGCACAAAGCGUCGAAACUAUCUCAUUCUAACAGAGUACAUGGCUGGAGGUAAUCUGUAUGACUUCCUUCACAAGCAAAACAAUACCUUGGAGCUUUCCUUGAUUCUUAGGAUUGCUAUUGGCAUCUCGAAAGGGAUGGAUUAUUUGCACCAGAAUAACAUCAUCCAUAGAGACUUGAAGUCUGCCAAUGUAUUAGUUGGCGAUGGUCAAGUCGUGAAGAUUGCAGACUUUUCUGUUGCUCGUCAACGAUCGCAAGAGGGAGAUAUGACUGCUGAAACUGGCACCUACAGAUGGAUGGCACCUGAGGUGAUAAACCAUAAGUCUUAUGAUCACAAGGCAGAUGUCUUCAGCUUUGCUAUUGUUCUAUGGGAGUUGGUCACUUUAAAGGUCCCAUAUGAAAGCCUGACACCAUUGCAAGCGGCACUGUCAGUAAGGCAGGGACUUCGCUUGGUGAUUCCCUCGAGCGUGCAUCCGAGAUUGUCUAAAUUGAUUCAAUGGUGUUGGGGUGAAAACCCCCAUACGCGACCCGUUUUCUCUGAGAUCACCGCAGAACUGGAAGAUAUCUUGCUGACUUUUCAGGUUAGGUUGCUGCUGGAUCUGUAG